ACGUGGUCCACUCUGCUGAUAUUAAUUUAUGGUCUUUUCAUUAACAGGAAGUUGCUGGAGGAAGUAGUCAACACAUCAUAAAACACACCUCAGUCAGAGCAUCUGUGCCUCCAUUCCUCAAAAGACAAAAUGACCUCAUCAGUGUUCAUUUCCAUUUCAAACAUCACACAGGACUGGGAGGAGUGUAUACGGAAGUGGAACCUAAAUUUGUUUAUCAUCCCUGCUACAGUCAUCACUCUGGCCACCUUGCUGGCAAACCCCAUUCUCCUGACGUCCAUUUUUCUGUCCCGUGCCUUGCGUCAGGAGACACGUUACGUUCUAGUGGCCAACACCCUGACAGCAGACAUCCUCUUCCUCAUCCUCAACCUGACUAUGGUGAUAUGUAAUGCUGCCAAAGCUCGAUUCCACUGGCUGGUGUGUGAGCUCGUCACAGCCGUCACUGUCACCGUCUACUGCUGUGCCAUCCUCACAGUCACCCUCAUGGUGGUCGACACCUACGCUGCGGUUCGCUGGCCUCUCCGUUACCAUGACAUUCUUCCACCAGCCCGCAUCCGCCGCAUUUUGGUGGGGGUGUGGCUGCUGGCAGCCAUGUACCCGUUCACCUUGGUGAUCAUAAUGGAGGUGAAGAAGGUGACUCCUCAUGAGACGGGAGCUGUGUGCCUGGUCCUCAUCUCCCUCGGCUUCAUUGAGGGCCAGAACAGAGAUCAGAUCCACAUCUACUUCUUCAUCACUGCACUCAUCUGUACUAUACUCAUUUUAUACUGCUACAUUCGGCUCUACAUGGUAACAAGGACCCAAGGCAUCUGGCAGAACCGCUUCUCCAGGGCCCGGGUCACGCUGCUGGCUCACGGGGUUCUUCUCUUGCUCUACUUUGUCCCCGGCUUUGUAUUCACUCUGGAGCUCUCCCUGUUUCUGAGGAAAGACAUAAGUCAGGAUGUUCGUGUGUGGAUCAGCACAAUCAAUAUGUGUAUUCUCAUGUUGCUGCCCAGAGCGUUUGCUCCAUACCUGUAUGGGCUGCGGUACAGGGAGCUCUCUGACACUCUGAUGCAGCUGCUGAAACAGCACAGGAGACUCGGCCAGAUCACAGGUUAAAAGAAGACACUUACAGACUGUCUGUUUA
Epinephelus lanceolatus (giant grouper) is the source of this 1120-nucleotide messenger RNA. Its product is annotated as putative G-protein coupled receptor 148. Gene Ontology annotation, molecular function: odorant binding; G protein-coupled receptor activity; olfactory receptor activity. Gene Ontology annotation, cellular component: membrane. Gene Ontology annotation, biological process: detection of chemical stimulus involved in sensory perception of smell; G protein-coupled receptor signaling pathway. The record is from RefSeq and is a predicted model, not a curated record. NCBI's taxonomy places the organism in Eukaryota, Metazoa, Chordata, Actinopteri, Perciformes, Serranidae.